GGGACCUUGAGGAGUUCCGUAACCAAAAGGACAAAGUAACAACAGCCAGUGGAGACAAAAAGAACUGCUUCUCUUUCUUUCCCCCUCCAACUUCCUAGUGGAGGGCUGAGCCCAGCAUCCCAGACUUGUGUGACUAUAUAGGCAAACAUCUGGAGACCUACUUCACUUUGACACCCUAGCCUUCGGCGGCUCAAGGUGUUGGCCUUUGGAUAGGAAGCUUCCAAUAGUAAAGCUCCCUGCUCUCAGCAAGCCCAACACCAUGGGGAAGGGAGAUGUCGUAGAGGCAGCACCGACCACCACAGCCUACCACUCCAUCAUGGAUGAAUAUGGUUAUGAGGUGGGCAAGGUCAUUGGCAAUGGCUCCUAUGGGACAGUAUAUGAGGCUUUCUACACAAAGCAGAAGGUCAUGGUGGCAGUCAAGAUCAUAUCAAAGAAGAAGGCCUCUGAUGACUAUCUUAACAAGUUCCUGCCCCGUGAGAUACAGGUAAUGAAAGUCUUGCGGCACAAGUACCUCAUCAACUUCUAUCAGGCCAUUGAGACCACAUCUCGAGUAUACAUCAUUCUGGAGCUGGCUCAGGGUGGUGACGUCCUUGAAUGGAUCCAGCGCUACGGGGCCUGCUCUGAGCCCCUUGCUGGCAAGUGGUUCUCCCAGCUGACCCUGGGCAUUGCCUACCUGCACGGCAAGAGCAUCGUGCACCGCCUGAUGCCCAGCCUUUCUGCUGCUGGUAGGGACUUAAAGUUGGAGAAUCUGUUGCUGGACAAGCGGGAGAAUGUGAAGAUAUCAGACUUUGGCUUCGCCAAGAUGGUGCCUUCUAACCAGCCUGUGGGUCGUAGCUCUUCUUACCGCCAAGUGAACUGCUUUUCCCACCUCAGCCAGACUUACUGUGGCAGCUUUGCUUAUGCUUGCCCGGAGAUCUUACUAGGCUUGCCCUACAACCCUUUCCUGUCUGACACCUGGAGCAUGGGCGUCAUCCUUUACACUCUAAUGGUCGCCCGUCUGCCCUUUGAUGACACCAAUCUGAAAAAGCUGCUGAGAGAGACUCAGAAGGAGGUCACUUUCCCAGCUAACCAUACCAUCUCCCAGGAGUGCAAGAACCUGAUCCUCCAGAUGCUACACCAAGCCACUAAGCGUGCCACCAUUCUGGACAUCAUCAAGGAUCCCUGGGUGCUCAAGUUCCAGCAUGAACAACCCACCCAUGAGAUCAGGCUCCUAGAGACCAUGUGCCAGCUCCACAACACCACUAAACAUCACCAAUCCUUGGAAAUUACGACCUGAAAAUGGCUGAAGGAGGGGGCUAAGAGAGGAGCAAGCAGGAGGUCUUGGGCCAAAAAUCUUUUAUACCAAAAAUAAAUCUAAGUCUGAUUUAGUUUUAUCA
Messenger RNA from Mandrillus leucophaeus (drill), 1376 nucleotides. It is a transcript of the gene TSSK4, whose product is annotated as testis-specific serine kinase 4. The transcript is spliced from 4 exons. Gene Ontology annotation, biological process: microtubule cytoskeleton organization; intracellular signal transduction; protein phosphorylation. Gene Ontology annotation, cellular component: cytoplasm. The coding region runs from base 260 to 1276 and encodes 338 amino acids. The record is from RefSeq and is a predicted model, not a curated record. Gene Ontology annotation, molecular function: ATP binding; protein serine/threonine kinase activity; tau-protein kinase activity. Lineage: Eukaryota; Metazoa; Chordata; Mammalia; Primates; Cercopithecidae.